Rhineura floridana is the source of this 2157-nucleotide messenger RNA. RefSeq names its product disintegrin and metalloproteinase domain-containing protein 20-like. The coding region runs from base 1 to 2157 and encodes 718 amino acids. The record is from RefSeq and is a predicted model, not a curated record. Gene Ontology annotation, cellular component: plasma membrane; sperm head plasma membrane; external side of plasma membrane. The transcript is spliced from 2 exons. Gene Ontology annotation, molecular function: metalloendopeptidase activity. Gene Ontology annotation, biological process: proteolysis; male gonad development. NCBI's taxonomy places the organism in Eukaryota, Metazoa, Chordata, Lepidosauria, Squamata, Rhineuridae.
AUGGCUAGCCAUCUUGCCUGGUUGAUGGUGCUGAUCUCCUGGAAUGCUUUGACUAAGACUGCAGGUCAGAAACCACCACAGGGUUUUAGGUAUGCCUCUUACGAGGUGACUAUCCCAAGGAAACUGACCCCCAGAUAUGGACAACGAGAACCCCAUGAUGUCACCUACCUAGUGCAUAUUCAGAAGAAGGGCCAUGUGGUGCAGCUCAGACAGAAGAGGGGCUUUGCUCUUAAACCCUUUCCUCUCUUUACUUACAGUGAGGAGGGGGACCUCCAGGUGGACUAUCCUUUCAUCAGAGAUGACUGUUUCUAUCAUGGCUUUGUACAAGGCAAGCAUUCCUCUCUAGUCACACUUAGCACUUGCUCAGGGGGACUCAGGGGUCUGUUGCAAAUAGAAAAUGACACCUAUGAAAUUGAACCUGUGGAAGCAUCUACUAAUUCUCAGCAUGUGGUGUAUAGGUUGGAAGAAAAGGAGGGUGCUGUCCGCAUGAGGUGUGGGCUAACUAAGGAACAGCAGAGUAACCAAGAGGCCACAAUUCAAAAUACAAUGGAUAUAUUGACCCAAAGUACUACUGCAAGAGGUUGGUGGGGGGACACCAGGUAUGUGGAGGUUGCAAUUGUCAUAGAACAUGAACGAUAUGUCCAGUUUGACAGAAAUGAAAGUCGUGUUGCUAUGCAAGUUCUGGAUGUUAUCCACACUGCAAACUCAUUCUAUGAGCCACUUUCUGUUGAGUUGUCUAUAGCUGCCCUGGAGAUAUGGUCAAAAAGGAACCUCGUACCAGUUGUUAACAGCAUAGAUGACACACUUGAGAAUUUCUCUCAUUGGAUAAGAGACUCACUCAUUAAACGUAUACAGCUUGAUGCUGGUCACUUAUUUGUAUAUAAGAGUUUUGAAAGUGCGCUAGGAUUAGCAUAUGUAGCAACAGUGUGUAAUUCUCAUUGGGCAUGCGGUGUUGAAUCAUAUGUGACUUCCAGUUUGUUCCAUUUUUCCAACACAUUUGCCCAUGAAUUAGGACAUAAUCUUGGCAUGCAGCAUGAUGGAUUAUAUUGUACUUGUGAUCGACAUGCUUGCAUUAUGGCUGCAACCCAAGCAAACACUGACAAAUUUAGCAAUUGCAGCUAUAGUAAUUAUUUUAAGCUAAGAAACACACAGUGUUUGCUAAGUGCACCGGACCCUAAUAAAAUGUAUAAAUUUUCAUAUUGUGGCAACCAAAUAGUGGAAGCUGGGGAGCACUGUGACUGUGGUUCACUUGUUCAAUGCAAGUUGGAUCCAUGUUGCCAAUCUAAUUGUAUGUUGAGUCCAGGUGCCACUUGUGCUUUUGGACAGUGCUGUGCUAAGUGUCAGUACCUUCCAGCUCAUUCUGUUUGCAGAGAGAAGGUUAGCAGAUGUGAUCUUCCUGAGUACUGUAAUGGGACUUCAGAGUGGUGUCCUGAAAAUGUUUAUGUACAAGAUGGUGCCCCAUGCAGUGAUGGCACAUACUGUUAUCACGGGAAUUGCACAACUCACAAUGGGCAGUGCAAAAUGAUUUUCGGAAUGAAAGCAACAGCUGCAUCAGAGGGUUGCUUCAGAGAGAUGAACAUUCAAGGGGACCGCUUUGGCAACUGUGGCCUUAGACAUGGAACUUAUAAGAAAUGUAUUGCUGAGAAUAUCUUAUGUGGCCGAAUCCAGUGUGAAAAUGUUGAUAAAUUACCUUCUUUGGAGGAACACAGCACCAUAGUUAAUACACCUGUUGGCAAUAGGCAAUGUUGGGGUAUGGACUAUCAUAGUAUAAUGGAGAAAGCAGAUAUUGGAGCAGUGAGAGAUGGCACCCCUUGUGGCACUGACAUGAUGUGCAUUAAUAGGGAAUGCACAAGUGUGUCCCUUUUAAAGUAUGAUUGUAAUGUGACAAAGUGCCAUAAUCGGGGAAUAUGUAACAAUCACAAACAUUGUCAUUGUGAUCCUGGCUGGGCUCCUCCUGACUGUCUCAAUAAAGGCAACGGGGGCAGUAUUGACAGCGGACCCCCUCCACUACAGAAGACUUGGAAACAUCAUAUCAACAGAACAAGAAUUAUAGUAGUAAUUGUAUUUUGCGUCUCUGCUGCUGUUACUGGCGUUUGUCUGGAGAAAACUCUGAUACCUGUUGAAGUUGUCUAUAUCCUCCAGCUCUCAGAAACUUAG